Aureobasidium musti is the source of this 2139-nucleotide messenger RNA. The record is from the annotation of a GenBank genome assembly. Lineage: Eukaryota; Fungi; Ascomycota; Dothideomycetes; Dothideales; Saccotheciaceae.
ACAGCGACAAUGACCCUCGACGACGAGUCCCCCGCAUCGGUCCAGGACGGGGGCGGCAAUGGCUCUAACACCGGAAAGCGCAAGAGCGACAACCCUCAGCAGCAGCAACAGAGGCAGAAGCGAAAUCGCUACAUCUCUAUAGCUUGCAACGAAUGCAAGCGGCGAAAGAUCAAAUGCAAUGGCCAAACCCCAUGCCAGCGAUGCGGCAACCUCGCCUUGGACUGCGUCUAUGCUCCCAACUGCUGCACCUCCAAUUUCAAGGACACGGACGAAUUCCGAAAUAUGUCCAACCAGAUCGCCUCUCUCCAAGACCAAGUCAAUGCUCUCUUUGCUAGCAUGAACACUCUACGCGCAGAUCUCGCACACCAACAACCACCUAUCGAUCCUUUCCUGCAACACCAACCCAUCAUUUCACACGAACAUGUUGCUUCCGCCGAAGCCUCUCGAAGAAAGAGUAUGUCGGCAAGACCAGCCUUCAGAGGACCUACGAGUAACGAGUUUAACCUCGGGCUUGCCAAGAAUCAUCUCGAAACCAUAGGCAUUGCCCCUGCUGGUCCCGACGACGAUUUACUGCGCGACGAAUCGCCAGGCGCACAUGUCCUGAGCUCCGCUCCAUUGCAUGCCACCAAGGAUCCCAUCUGGAACAUUAGUCGCGAUGAGGCUAUCCGCCUCAUACGUGUCUAUCAAGACGACAUGCAUAUCAUGUAUCCUCUACUCUCCAUUCCAGAUCUCGUCGCUUACGUCAACAAGCUCUUCACUUUUAUGGAAUCUGCUCAAAGGACGGGUCUUAUGAUGAGAUCUGCUCCUGGCGCCGACUCUAUUGAUGACCAAGAGACAAAUAUACUUAAGAUCGUAAUGGCUACUGCCAUGCUUGUCGAGAGUUCAGGCAGAAGCGAGCUCGGCCGUGCCAUGUAUGAUUACGUGCAACCCUCGAUCGAUGCUCUUUUCCUUGGUGAUACUUGCUUGAGGAGUGUCCAGUUGCUUGCACUCGCGUUUCACUGUGACAAUGAAGGCAUAUCAUGGCGCAUAAUAGGCUUGACUGCUCGUUUCUGCAUUGAACUAGGUUUGCAUCGUAAAGAGACGUACGACCGCAUGGAUGAAGAGCAACGUACCACAGCCAUGCUUACUUUCUGGUCUGUCUACUGUCUUGAUAGGAGGUGGAGUUUUGGCACUGGCAUGCCUUUUGCUCUACAGGACUCUGAUAUUGAUUCAAAUGUACCCAAGCCGAAAUCACUCUAUCUAACUGCCAUGAUCGACCACUUUGCUAUUGCUAGCAAGGUACGGCAUGUGAUAUAUUCUGAUUCCAGCAGAAAACAGGUUAGCAAGGAGGAUGUGAGCUAUCUCGACUUCCAGAUUGUCAACUGGCACAGAAAUCUCCCUCAGCAGCUACAUUGGGAUCGGGACUCCUGGGGCCAAGCAGAUGGAGAUGUGUCUGCUGGACAACAGCGUCUCCGAAUCAUUCUCUACUUGCGAGCGAACGUUAUGCGCGUCAUGAUUCAUCGUCCUGUGUUGCACUCGACAGCGUCAAUUAUGAGCAACCCUAUACAAGCACAGACAGCUGUGGAUAUCGCCAAGGACACGAUCCGCAUCUUGACGCACAUCAACCGGACGAGCAGGAUGUAUCGGGCGUCACAGAGCUUGUUCAAUGCGUUCCUUACGACAGCUUUAGCGGUCUUGUUCCUCGCAGUAUCACACAUGCCCGAGACAUAUGCAGGGCAGGUACGCGAAGAAUUCUACAUGGCGCUAGACCUUGUACGCGGCAUUUCAAAAGGCAGUUGGGUUAGCAAGAGGUUAUGGAAGACGAUCCGGUCGUUGAAGGAGGUAGGACCUAAACUCGGAUUGGUGACGAGCAAUGCGCAAAGCGACCCAAACCAUUCAGCAGCGGUAGCCAUGGCCGGACUUGCUGGACACAAGGUUGACGAGGGAGCAUUCUUGAACCCCGGAGGAUGGAACAACAUGGGUAGUGUAUCUUCGAGUUCGCCUGACGGGAUGGUACAAGACUUGACCAAUCUGUUCGAAGCGGCUGGAGGGUACACAAAUGGAUAUGGAGCUGGGUUCGGGGCAGGGGUCCAUCAAAUGGAUGAAAGCGGGUUCGGUGGCGAAGAUGAGUUGAGCAGAAUUCUGCGGGACUUGUUCUGA